UUUUGCAGUACAAUCUUUGACAUUAAUCGACAUGAAUGUACCUGUAAUAAUAAUCACUUCAGUUUUGUUUGCUGUAUUGCAAAUACAUCACAACCCAGUAAAUUCACAAGUACCAUCCAAUUGUACCAACUCUUCAGAUAGAUGGGAGACUACAGAGUGCGAUUCCUACUACGCCUGCGUGCAAGUCUUGUGGAACUACUACGUUGUCCUCAUCAACUGCACAUCAGGAGUGGGCUACAAUACAACUUCCGGAGCUUGCGAUGAAGAUAUCGCUUGUAAUGGUUCUACUACAUCGACUACAUCAACUACUACAGUUGCUACAUCAAGUGUCACAGGUCCAUCGAGUUGUAGUAACAGCUCCCAAACGUGGGAAGCAGAAAACUGUAAUCAGUACUACGGGUGUUACUUAGCUCUAGGCAAUUACUAUGUAGUUUUGGUGAAUUGUACUUCUGGGUAUCAAUACGAUACAUCUACGGAAAGUUGCGUCACUAGUACGACUUGUUCUUUGUGAUUUUAAUUUUUGAAUGUAGGUAGAUAUACAGGGUGGUCCGAACUGUAUUCCGGAAACUUCGGCAGC
This is a messenger RNA of Sitophilus oryzae (rice weevil), 577 nucleotides long. RefSeq lists its product as uncharacterized. The transcript is spliced from 2 exons. Gene Ontology annotation, cellular component: extracellular region. The record is from RefSeq and is a predicted model, not a curated record. Gene Ontology annotation, molecular function: chitin binding. NCBI's taxonomy places the organism in Eukaryota, Metazoa, Arthropoda, Insecta, Coleoptera, Curculionidae. The coding region runs from base 32 to 511 and encodes 159 amino acids.